Acanthaster planci (crown-of-thorns starfish) is the source of this 3287-nucleotide messenger RNA. RefSeq names its product protein SET-like. Gene Ontology annotation, biological process: nucleosome assembly. Lineage: Eukaryota; Metazoa; Echinodermata; Asteroidea; Valvatida; Acanthasteridae. The record is from RefSeq and is a predicted model, not a curated record. Gene Ontology annotation, cellular component: nucleus.
CCUUUGUGACACAGCGCAUGCGCACUUUCCCCACUGUCAACCUCGUGAAGCGGUCAAAAUGUCGUCGCCACCACCAGCCAAAGUAAGGAAAGAAGAGACGAAAAACAACGGCCAAAAUGUCGCCGAAGUGGACGAAGAGGAUGUCAAUCAGAUGGCCGUGGAAGCCAUCGACAGCGUGCAGAGCGAGAUCGACGCGCUGAACGAGCAGGCCAGCGAGGAGAUCCUCCAUGUGGAGCAGAAGUACAACAAAUUGAGGAAGCCGCACUUUGACAAGCGGGCCGAGAUGAUCAAGAAGAUUCCUCACUUCUGGGUCACGACCUUCUUACACCAUCCUCAAGUGUCGAUGUUAUUAGAUGAGCAGGACGAGGAGGCACUGCAGUAUCUGACCAAAGUGGAGGUGCAGGAAUUUGAAGAUAUCAAGUCAGGCUACAGAAUCUUAUUUCAUUUCAAACCUAACAAUCCGUAUUUUGAGAACGAAGUAAUAUACAAGGAAUUCCACCUUAACGAUUCAGGGGACCCAUCAUCAAAUUCGUCGACCAUCAAGUGGAAGCCGGGAAUGGACUUGACCAAGAGAAACACAGCCGUCCAGCAGAAGGGCGUGGCCCAGAAGAGGCCGCACGGCGACAGCGAGAGCUUCUUCUGCUGGUUCAACGACCACACAGAUGCCGGGGCAGACGAACUGGGCGAGGUCAUCAAGGACGACAUCUGGCCUAACCCGUUGCAGUACUUCCUGAUUCCCGACGGGAAGGAGGAGGGCGACGAGGACAGUGAGACAGGAGAUCUGGACGACAUCGCAGAGUAUGGCGAAGACGACGACGACGAAGAAGAUGAGGAAGAAGAGGACGAGGGGGAGGAUGAUGAGGGGGAGGAGGGGCUAGAAGACUUUGAGGGGGAGGGGGAUGAAGAAGAAGUACCCGAAGAUGAAGAGGACGAAGAAGGUGACGCCUAAGACACUCUUGUUUUUUUAGCAGCCCAGCAACACUUACCAUAGAAACGCAUCAUCGUCGUCAACAACACCGCGAUCACAAGGAGUUGUACAUUCAUCCACCAUUUCUACCGACAAACUAGGGAAGAGACAAAACCUGUAUAAACUUUGCCACACACUGUCUUUGUCUUUUGGAUGGGAUGGGGGGGGGUUUCUUUCACGUAACACGGUAUUUUGCUGUUGUCUUUAAACUUGUAAUAUUUCUUUGUUAGUGACUCCUCUGUAUCAUCCACGAUUGAUUUGAUAUCCUGGACUCAAGUGAAUGUAGUAGUAAGAGAUGCUGUGCUCCUGUUUUUUCGUCUCUUUCUAUUUUUUUUUUUUUUUAGGACCCCAAAGGAUUUUUAAUUCGUGACAAGCAGGUUUGAGUUCGUGAUUGACUUUAGACAGUGCUGGAAUUUUUCCCACGCCUUUGGGACAUCAUUGAUUUUUUUUUUUUUUUUUUUGUGUAAAGUACAAAUGCAUUUUGAUAAUUCACGGAUGGUACUUUUCCUGUUAACCUGAUGGCUUUUUCCCACACCCUACUGGAAUUGAGACUAAUCUUGUAUGUUUGGUGCUACAUUACACUCCAAACUGGUCUUUUUUUUCCUGCCUUUUGGAAAGACAAAGUGUCUGUCUUAACAAGGAAAAGUAUCGUCCUUUUAUUUCUUUAUUGUUUUUUGUUUUGUUUUUCAGCUGUUAAAAUAUUACAUGUAAUAGUAUUUGUAGAUAAAGUAGAUUCUAGAAUAAACAUUCCUCGGUGUUAACUACGUGUGGGGCUCAUACAAACCCUAGGAAUUUGUUGGCAUUUAAAUGCUUUGUACUGACAUUUUCCUGAGGUAAAAUGCCGGACACUGCGACAACUGGUAAUGAAGACAGUGGACCCCAUUUAAGGAGUGGGCUCCAGUUCCAACAAAUGAUUUUCUUAGCAUCACUGAAAGCAUUUAAGAGGUAAAUCGAUCCUCGCUCGGGAAAAUGUGGCCGAUGCACUUCAAGAACGUGUAAUUUGAAAUCUUUGGGGUCAGCUGUCGUUGGUGAUUAAUGUAUGGCGUACUUCCCUUCUUGUUUUUUCUUUUUAGUAGCACUUUUUUGGUAUGUUUUGCGUACAUUAAUUUCAACCUCAGUCCAAAUUCUAUCCCCGUAAGUGUAACGGAAGGCAGAGGAGGGGCAAGAUUAAACUGUGUCGGUGUCCUUUUUUUUUUGUUCUGUACAAUUGGAGGUUUUUCUAUAGAUUCUCCGUCGUAGAGUGCGAUGCACAUUUUUUUGUAAUUUGAGAGAAAAAACUUAAUUCCAAAAUAAAGUUGGGUUUUCGUGAUCGUCAAGGAGACAAGUGUUAUCAAGGUAGUGAUGCAUUCGGGAGUCGUGUCUCGUUGGCAAGGUUGUCCUAAGCGGUUCCUGUGAGGUUUUUAAGAGCUCAGCAUUUGAUCAUAAAUGACAUACCUAAAGCCAACUGAAAGUGGAUAGGUGGCCUUGAAGCAUGAUCCAUUUUUGGAGGUAUGAGAGCCUGGUAACCGUAACAAGAUGACUAGUACAGUGUUUCUUUGCACAGGCAUCCAGACCACAAAUUGGUUGCCACAAAUUGAGCAGGUUUUGGCUGUAACUUUUGAAGUCGCAGCCGGUAGUGAAAACACACCUAAUAACGAGAGAGCCAUACCCACCAACAAAACACUGGCUUUCCCACACGCACGCCACCAUUGUAGACAUUUGUCGUAGAACCAUUUGUACCCAGGAGUGGCUUGUGACAUAAUUAUCCAGUUCGUUAUAGUUAGUGAAUCGCAGAGGUCAUUUGCCCAAUUCUUAACAUCUGCCUCAUCAAGCCCUUGCACAAAUUGGAAAGAGAAUCGCAUGGUACGGGCCAUAGUAGCAAAAUCACAUUUCUGUCUUCAUUAUUCCUUGAGAAAUCAGCUAUUACGUUGAAAUCAAACGUCUCAGCAAAAUUCAGCUCAGUUUUCUUCUGUAGCCCAAACCAUCGCUCUGUCAUCAGUGACAUGCCUAACACUCACUCUACCUCCUCAAGAUUUUAUUGGCAAAUUGCUUCAAUGAAAAAAAAAAUUGAUGAUGUCUUUUUGAAUAAUUGAAUGCCCUUUGGCCCGUCAACUGAACCCACAAUUGAAAGAAAUGUGAAAAAAAGAAAACGGAAUUUAAAAAAAAAUUGUGUGUAAAUAUGGUGACUUAUUACUAAUGCUUAAGUUGCGUUAUAAACUUUAAUAUUGGGGUCAUGUUCCUUUACAUGCCUACACUUUUGUCAACAUUUUGAUGGGAGGAUUGUCUGUUACAUUCUCUGUGCGUUCGGUCGAAUAAAUACUUGGAAAGCGUUAAACCCACA